Nomascus leucogenys (northern white-cheeked gibbon) is the source of this 1528-nucleotide messenger RNA. Its product is annotated as putative ankyrin repeat domain-containing protein 26-like protein. Gene Ontology annotation, molecular function: protein binding. NCBI's taxonomy places the organism in Eukaryota, Metazoa, Chordata, Mammalia, Primates, Hylobatidae. The transcript has 9 exons. The record is from RefSeq and is a predicted model, not a curated record. Bases 183 to 1175 code for a protein of 330 amino acids.
GGGCGUACCGGCUUUGCUUGGCGCGUCUUGGCUGGUUGGCUUCGCUUGUUACUGCCUCUGACUUUGGAAACCGCAAAAUUUCCUGGUUGGAGGUGGUGGCUGACCAGAGUGGCUUCGUCUUAUUGGGCCCAUGAGGCUGUGAUAGGCGGACUGGUGCUGAUGUGUCUCUGAUAGCCUCCGCCAUGAAGAGGAGCUCUGGCCUCGGGGGCCUGAAGGGCCGGGGGCCCUCCGGCUCCUUCACCUGCUGGUGGUGUUGCAGGGGGAACGAUGUCGCUGAGCGCGAUGACAGCCCCUUCACCCAGUGCGGGUACAAUAUCCGAGAGAAACACCUCGGCAAGCUCCACAGAGCUGCCAGCCGGGGUGAAGUCUCCAAGGUGGAGCGCAUCCUUUCGCGCGGGAACGCUAACUUGGAUGAGAGAGACAAGAAGAAAAGGACUGCUCUGCAUUUGGCCUGUGCCAAUGGCCAUCCAGAAGUGGUAGCUCUUCUGGUAGACAGAGGAUGUCAACUUGAUGUCUUUGACAACAACAACAGGACAGCUCUGCUAAAGGCGGUACAAUGCCAGGAAGAGGAAUGUGCGACUAUUUUACUAGAACACGGCGCCGACCCAGACCUUCCAGAUGUCUAUGGCAAUACUACCUUACACUAUGCCACCUACAGUGAGGAUAUCCCAAUGACAAAAAAACUGCUUUUACACCAUGCCAAUAUUGAAACAGCAAACAAGGAUGAACUCACACCAUUUUUGCUAGCUGUACAUGAAGAAAAACAGCAAAUGAUAGAAUUUUUAAGAAAGCAAAAAGAAAAUUUAACUGCAGUUAAGUUUGAAAGCAUUCAGCAAGUAAUGUCUGAAUACAAAGAAAAUGAGACACCUAGAAAUCCUCAAAAUAGCAAUCCAGAAGGAACAUCUAACAAGAUGGUGUGCUUGGGAGAAGGAGCAGCAGGUGCAAAAGUGGAUGAGAUUCCUGGAAAUCCUGUAAAAAGGCUUUUCAACAAACCAUCUACUGACGACUCACGACCUAUGUCAGCUAAUGAAGACUUUGAUUUUGAUACUGAGGAGAAAGCAACAGAGCCAGCAAAUGGAAAAAGACAAAAUGGUAUGGGUAUUAUUGAGAGUGCUCCACAAGAGCACACAAAUAAUGAAAAUUUAAUUUUGAUUCAAAAAUGUUCGAGGUGGUAAGUUAGUGAAUAUCUCUGAAAAACAGUGUAUAUUAAGUAUUUUCAAUAGAAAAACCACUGAACCAAACAUAAUAUUCAUUUCUUUUCCACAAUUUUUUUGUCUUUCUUUAUACUACCAACUUUUUCCUAAAACUACUUCAAUUCCUCAAUUCCCUGAAAUUCUUUUUCUUUUUCUUUUUGCUAUUACUUUGUUUCACUGAAAUAUUUAUGGGUGAAGACAAACUUGUAUAGGUAUAUAAAAUUCACAGUGAUAAAUUUUCUCAUGAAUGUAUCUGUGUAUAACAUUUUAUAGAUAUGCCAUUCACAGUAAAAUCAAGACAAAAGGAAGAUAUACAAUCACAUUUGGACAGCAAG